Molecule: messenger RNA, 2979 nt
Organism: Periconia digitata
Lineage: Eukaryota; Fungi; Ascomycota; Dothideomycetes; Pleosporales; Periconiaceae
Source: the annotation of a GenBank genome assembly
CUAAUCAAAGGCCAAUAUAUCACAGCAUUGAAUAACAUGGCAGGUUCACAAGAAAGUCUCGAGUGCCCAAUGUGUGGCUACGCAGUCGCCUCGGGUCAGGAUUACGUACUGCAACUACACUUCGAGCAGGCACAUACCGAAGACUCGCCAUUUCGUAUCCAAGAUGAUCCUGAGCCGCUCCCUCCAUCUUUGACUAACGAUACUUCAAAGGGAAGUGCUGACUCGAGAAUGGAAAGUGGCAUUGACGAAGACGAAGAUACCGUCAUGUGUCCAGAGCCCGACUGCUGUGAACUUGUCCUGAUACAUGACUUUAACGAUCACCUGGACUUCCACGCCGGAGAAAGAUUAUCCUUUGACCAGUCGUCCAACAGAAGCUAUCAUUCUAGACAUCCUACUUCUGUCGCCAACAGCGACGCCGGUUCAUCAGCCAUGCUCCCCACCGACUUUGACCCCUCUCGAGGGUCAGAAGAGGACAGGAAGAAAAGGUCAAGGAAGCAUAAAAAGCGAAGUCGCAGUAAUACCUCAAGCAGCGAGAAGAGCACUCUGUCACGUAGUAUCGCCACCUUCAACCCUUUUACCAAGCCCGGCGUGACGGUCAAGCCCCCUAAGAGCAAUUGCCGCCUCGGUUGUGCUGAUCUCGGCCCAUAUGCGUGGGAAGACCGUAUGCCCAAGUGGCUGCAUGAUCAGCUCGAUGCUGGACCUAAAAUCACCACAGUAAAUCGCAUCGGACGCGAUGGACGCCUCAUCAAGCAAGAGCACGUGCAAAAUGAAACACCCGGCAUCAUUCCUAUUUUAGCCCAAUUAUCAGCCCUGGAUCGCUCCGUCAAACAGGCUUAUUACUGUCAUCCCUCCACUCUACAUAUUGGCAAGACGCCAAAGGAAGGUAGCUUCUGCGGCUACCGAAACAUCCAAAUGCUCAUCUCUUAUAUUCAAGGUGCUCGAGCACAAGGGUGCGAGGAUUUUCAUGGAAGAGUGCCUGGGAUACUAAAGUUACAGGAAUUGAUCGAGAGCGCAUGGGACAAAGGUAUCAACGCUAUUGCGAGACAGCAGACCGGCGGUAUCCGAGAUACGAGGAAGUAUAUUGGCACUCCCGAGGCCCAAGCCAUUUUCCAAAGUGCUCGAAUCGACUGCGGUGUACAGAUGUUCGCCGAUUCGAAAGACGGCGCUACCGAAGCCCAUGAGGCCCUUCUUACCGCUGUCGAGACUUAUUUCGCUCAGACCCCUAUCAGCGACGGCUCCAAUGUUAACAAAACUCUCCUCCCACCCAUCUUUCUUCAACAACCAGGCCACUCCAUGUCCAUCAUCGGAUUCGAGCGUCGUCACGACGGCUCUCGCAACCUUAUAGUCUUCGAUCCAAUGUAUCAGACGAGCCCGGCCAUGCACCGCCUGAUUGGCCGCAAGAACAUCAAGACGGCGAGGCCGGAAGUGAUGUGGGCUUAUCGCAGGGCUGCUAAACAGUUGAGCAAGCAUGCUGCGUUCGAGAUACUUUUGCUUUCUGCAAACCCCCCUUUAUAUCCGGCUUGGGAUGUAUUGCGCCAAUUCCCUGACUGCCGCUACGUUUAUGUUUUCUUCCGGUCUCGCUCGCUUGGCUUCGAUGUGUACCCUGAAGAUUACUUCCUCCGCACCUUCCCCUGGAACCAUUACGGUGGUCUCUGGAUAGUCGAUGACGCUCGUUUUGCCAGAUCUGCAAACGUUGAUCCUACUCUUGCUCAUACUCUUCGCAGCAUCACGGGCGAAGGGGCUUCUAGUGGAGCUGGUAGUCACAUCGGCACUGGUAGCUCUUUCAGCGGUGGCUUCUUGCACCAAUAUCGUAACAACCCAUCUCAUCAACCAACUGGCGACACCCUUUACGAUCUUUAUCCACCUACGAAACAGGGCACAAGCAUGCACUUCUCUAUCAGCCAGAUGCCGUCAUUUUCGAGCAUAGACGGCAUGAUGUUGGCGACUGGCAAUCUGUCUACCCUGGAUUGUGUUGGAUUAUACUCUCAACACCAUGCCAUGGCUACAACCAACAUGCAACAGCAAGUGAACUUCCCACGGCUGACGGAAGUUGGUCGGCGAUGUCCUGGAUACCCGACUCCUUUAUCGCCGACCUUGGAUGCCAAGGGGGUUUUCCCUUCUCCUGCCUCAGAAGCGGGUAGCAACGUCGCCAACACAAGCAACACACCCCGAGAUGCUCGCUCAUUUUCCCCUAUGAGUAUUGAUGGUUCCGACAUGUGUGGACCGAUACACGGUUCUGUGCCUCACGAUCACGGACAAUGUCCAGAUAUUAGAAUGUCAAACAAUGCAUCUACUAAACCGCCGUUGUCUACACCGGAAUCGAGCCCUUCCCAUCCUGUUAGCCCUCGCGUAGCAAUGCUAAAUAGCUUUGCAAGCAAGCAAGCAUUGCAAGCAUUCUCUUCCCAGCCCAUGAUUCCGACUUCAUUUACACCUCCCUCUUCACCAUCAAGCAGUAACGCCUCGAGCAGGAAGAUGCAUGAAGCAGCUGCCCGUCUUCCACGAAUCAACACCAACAUCAACGUGAUUCCGAUCGCGGACGGAUUAGAGACAUAUAGUCAGUCGCCGAUUUCUCCGGAAGGGAACUUGCUAUCGUACAAGUCGAAUCGCAGCAUAGAGAGUGGAAUGCUCGUUGUACAGCCUCUGAGCGAGGCGCAGGUGGCCGAAUACCGGUUCUGGAGGCCAUGCGGCAAAGGCAAAUGCGUGUUUGGUUGUGGGGCAGGAAGAGAGGGUGAAUGGGCAGCAGCGCGAAGACUGUUCAGAGGCGUGGAGGAGAUUAGGGAGGAAGGAGAGGAUGAGGUGGAGGAAGAGCAGAGAUCUGAAGACACGAUGGAAAGGGAAAAUGCAAGUGUCGACUCUUGGGCCAUGCUAGGAAUCAGGGAGAUGAGAAAGGAAGGCCAGAAAGCAAGAUGGAAUGGGGCCAAGCAGGUGGUUCGGGUACUUGGAAGGGAGAGGGAGAGGGAUGGCGUAUGCGACGUGUGA